This is a messenger RNA of Dacryopinax primogenitus, 4611 nucleotides long. RefSeq lists its product as uncharacterized. Bases 154 to 4404 code for a protein of 1416 amino acids. Lineage: Eukaryota; Fungi; Basidiomycota; Dacrymycetes; Dacrymycetales; Dacrymycetaceae. The transcript has 8 exons. The record is from RefSeq and is a predicted model, not a curated record.
CCCAUCACACACGUUACAUUCCCCUCAACAGAGAACUGCGUUCCAGGUAUCGUAACGGCCAAAGCCGAUUGAGUUAUCUCACUUUUCAAUCUGUUACAAAUUUGAAAUUUACUCCCUUUGGAUUCUCUUUGAACAAGUUACGAAGAUACCAAAAUGGCGACGCAGGAGGUUGAGAUUACAAGCUUCACCCCGCACAUGAUGAGGAGCAAGACUCCUGAAGUGAGCGAGAAGAUGGCUCUGUACUUCGAAAGUAUGAGAGGCACGACGCCUGACCCGCCACAGUCCAUUCACGGGGACGACUGGGCGGCCUCAGAACGAUCUGUCCCCAUGCACCGAUCGAGAAAUUACGACAACGGCUAUUCUCGUACGGGUGCCGAUCCUCAGUAUACGAUGCUUCCGCCCGAGAUGCGUCGCGAGGAUUCUGCAAUGCGGCUUGAGCGCGAGGUGUUUGGAGACGACAAUCAUGGCUCGAGUGAUUAUGUGCGCUCCGCCAUUCCCCGAAAUACAAAUGGAGACGACAGGCGCAGCGUCGCUGGUGGAAACAGAGUCCAAGGCGAGGACGGUCACAUUGGUCCUCGUCCCGGAAGAGAUGGUAGCUAUUAUGGCGAAGACGACGGUCGUGGCCCUCAGCGGGUGAGGGAGGAGGUGCGUAACGGCUGGGACGACCAGGUACAGGCUCGGUCGCCAACGCGCUCGUUCCGUGGUCCUCCCACCACCAUGGGCGUCCCGAAACCCCACUAUGCGCGUAGCACUGGUGGGCAUACAGCCGCAGGAUUCCCAUUGCCCGAAAGCGAGGCAUCCGACUCUGUGGAUUUGCCCCUGCCACGCACGGUCUCGCACCACUCUCGUGCGCCAUCCGAAGUGCAAGGCCCGCCUCCUGUACAGCCAAAGCACCAGAGCUAUCAGACCAUGUCCAGCGAGCCGUCCUUUGGUCCGGGCAUGCCAAGGGAGUCGAUGGCCUACAACCCGCUGACGGACCAGCGUCCUGUUCCCGCUCAGCAGGUCAGCAUCACCAUUCAGCCACCGACUGAUCCCGCCCACUCUCGUGCGCAUACACCUGCCCAGAUCCAUCCAAGCAGGACAGACGAUGGCGGCUCUGUGCGUACUGAGCGGACGGGAGCUAGAAGCAUCCGGACUACCAGAACGGCGCCGAGAAGCAUUGUAGAAGAAGGAGAAGACUGGUCGAAGCGCGAAAGAGAAGAGGAAGCGAGGAGGGAAAGAGAGUUCGAGAGAGAAAUUGAACACGAAUUAGAGGCUCAAACGGACAAUCGUUCUCGCCGUGAGCCUUCUCCAACAAGGAGUGCUGCUCGCACUGAGCGCACAACUCGUUCGAUCCUCAAACAACCGCAGCCGACUCAGAUACCAAUGCCUGGCUCUGUCCAUCCUUCCCAAAUGCCGCUGCCGAUGUCUGGUCGUACAACGCCCGAGAGUCAAGCUUCUCCAUACCAGCCAUUCAGGAUGGAAGAAAAUCGCUCGCAAUAUGGUGCUCCUCCUGCGGGUGGGUUUGGUGGCUCUCAAUACGCUGGUGGCCCCCCCGCCGACGUGUUUGGGGUUCCUCCCGCUGGUAGCCAGUAUGGAGGUCCGCCACCCGCUGGCAGUCAAUAUGGCGGUCCACCGCCUCCUCCUGAAAGUCAGUAUGGAGGCCCACCGCCUGCUGCCAGUCAGUAUGGCGGCGCCUCUCGAGCUCCUGGUAGUCAGUUUGGUGGAUCGCGAUACGGUGCACCGACUGGAACAUAUGGUGGCCCGCCCCCUGCCGGAAGUCAGUACGGCGGCGCUUCCCGCCCUCCUGGUAGCCAAUUUGGUGGAUCGCAGUAUGGCGCCACUGCUCCAGGUGUGCAGCCUCCGCCUCCUGGCUCUGCCUAUGGUGCUGUGCCAAACCCCUACUCCACGGAUUACGUGUCCCAGAAGGCUCCAACUGCAAAAGCCCCAUCUGUGUAUGAGCCUUCACCCAAGGCACCUUCCGUGUAUGCUCCAUCUGCCAAAGCGCCGUCUGCUUACGAGCCCCCCCGGAGCGCAUAUGACGGCGCUCAAAAAUCUCAAGCGCCCUCUCGAUACGCACCAUCAGCUCAAUACGCGCGCUCCCAAGCCCCUCAGUCGCCAACUCGAGGUGCUUCAAGGUAUGCCCCGUCGCAAGCGCCUCAUUCACCCACUCGGGAAGCCUCAAGGUACGCCGCGUCGCAAGCCCGCGGCCCGGCAAGCCGCUAUGCUCCUUCCCAACCGCCCAUGUCGCCGACUCGUGGUGGAACUGAGUAUAAUCGCGCUUUUGAUGAGCCUCCCGAAGCGCCACAGCCUGUCGAGAUUUCUCCCGGUGUCACCGCGGUGCCAGGUGGCUCCGGCGGAAACGUGGACAUUGAGGUUGGAGAGCACGGCGAGACGGUCAUCCAUGUCAAUCCCGUUGUUCCGGAGCUUGCUCCGGAGCGCGCUGCCUCUCGUGCCCCAUCUCGCGCUCACUCUCGUUCCCCAUCACGGGUUCCGUCUCGAGCCCCGUCUCGCACUGCGUCUCACGCUCCACCCGCUCCCAGUGAGCGUCGGGAACCGAGUAUCGCCCCUCGAUCGAUGCGUGAUGGCCCUACGUCCCGCACCCCUCGGACCAGUUAUACGCUCGAUCCCCACGAGCUCGCAGACCUGGUGAACAAGACUCAUUUCCAAGAUAACGAUAUUCGCACGCUCCUCAGCGUCCAUGACAAUCCUAAUACGCCGGACGUCGUGAAGAGAGCGGCGAGAAGCUAUGUAGUUAAGCGACUCCGCAAGCUUGGUAUGGUAGGGCCCGCAGACGAACUUCUGAGGGACGCGCGUGCAUCGUCUCGCGCGUACAGACAUGCAGACAGGGAGAAUGCUACUACUGAGCCUAACUUCAUGAGUCCACAGCAACCCGGUGUCAAUAUCCCUCAGAGCAAUGUUCCGCCGCCAUGGGCUGAGCCUCUCUUCGACAUGCUUGCCCGUGCACAGAGUAGACUAGAUGAUCUCGACACCAAACUCCAGACGCCGAGACACACGGACGAUUCUAUUCCAGAUAUGGAAGAGGAGGAUCUACCCAUCGAGGACCGUAUUCAUGAGCUGCCACCUGAAGAGACAGCCUACAUCAACGAUGAAUACCCAGACACGCUCGAUGAGACAGCCUCUCAGGCGGAGACCGAGCGGGCACCUCCCCCUCCUUCACGCUCUCCUAUGCCCAGGGGCCCCUCGCGGGGCCCGUCACCACUGCCUCCCAAGCAGCAAGAUGUAACCGUUCAUGUCGGCAAUGUCGACAUCACCAUCCGUCAACCGGCUACCAGAGAAAGUACUCCACCUGCGCAGGACGACGGCGAUAUUGCCGCAAUGCGAGCUACGCUGAACAAAGUGCUCGAGCCAAGCGAGGCAGGUGGCGAGCCUUAUGAGAACGAUGCUGAUCGAGAGGAAGAGCUAUACAAACUGCGCCAGAAGCCUGUCGACAGGGGGGAUGCCGCGAGCCAUCGGACCUGGGAAAUUGAGCGCGAAGAGGAAACCCUUCCAGACCUGCCUCCCACCGCCAUGGGUCAUCAUGGAGAACCGUUUGCGCGCAAGGAAAGUCCUCCUCUGCCUCCUAUUCCUCAGGAAGAGUUGGAAUAUGACCACGAGAUCUCUACCCCAUGGCCGAGGCAAGAGAACCGGGGUCCCCAGCCCUGGCAGCUUGUGCAUCAGCGGUUGCUUAAUUGGGCAAUCGUAUGGCCGACAAAGGAGCUCGAUGAUGCUCUUUUGUCUUGCAACCGCGGCCACCAGACGGACGAAGUUGCUCUCUCCAUCUGGACUGCUCAGGUCUACAAGCGGUACAUUCGUGCGCGGAAGACUGAUCAGCCUGACAAGCCAAUCGAGAGGCUCUUCGUCCCUCCUAACAUGGCCGACGCUAUCAACAAUGCUGUUUUCAAUGGACGGCAUAACGACGCUUGUGGGAUGUUGAGGGACCUCUGGGCACCUUUCGGAUUGGCCGAAGACAAGAACAAUCCCGCUCAGACUAACAUGCCCCGCCUGCUCGUGGUGUUGGCUAGACAUAGGAGAGACGAAAAUCAUUGGGUCGUUCACAGAUUUUCGCUCCCUGAUGGGAGUCUUACGACUUACGACACAUAUCCGGAACGUUCUCUCCCGGAUGGCAGACCUCUUGGUUGGUGGUUUGCCAUCCGUAUCGCAUGGCCGCACGCUAUGUAUCCUCAUCCUGAUCACCUAGUCCAGAAGAUGGUCCGUCUUCACCGGCCGCUGCAACUACUUUGUGACAACUCCGUUGCGGCUGCGGCUAUCUGGCGCAACAUCCUUAUGGGAUCGAAACCCGAGCGGCAGGUCGACUUGGAACGGCUUCGCGAUCUCGUCAGCAGCGAAGUCAAGAACCUCCGCACCAGGAAGGAUAUGGGUCGACUGAGUAUCAGCACUGGCACGCAAUGGGAUUUCAGCUGAGCUGAAUCCGCGAACCCAUGAAAACUGAGGAACAAAUAAAUUAUCCGGUUAUGCUUUCUCCGAAGUGGAAAUUAUAUUUUGGAUUUGUUGUACCGCUGACGGGGCUAUGACUAAAACAUGUCGUUUUACAGUUCUUUGUAUAUCUGGUUGACUUUUGUACCAUGUCCUGGAACAUUAUGAGCCAGAGGUGUACGUACCACCACUUAC